Messenger RNA from Carassius gibelio (silver crucian carp), 2157 nucleotides. Its product is annotated as GTPase IMAP family member 5-like. The record is from RefSeq and is a predicted model, not a curated record. The transcript is spliced from 2 exons. Gene Ontology annotation, molecular function: GTP binding. Bases 419 to 1564 code for a protein of 381 amino acids. NCBI's taxonomy places the organism in Eukaryota, Metazoa, Chordata, Actinopteri, Cypriniformes, Cyprinidae.
UGGUUAAUGUACACAUGCAGAACGUUUUCUGUGCAGUUUGUAAUUAGGAGCAGAGAAUAGAAUAUACAGUUUGUACAGUAUAAACCCAACAUCUGUGUGUUUGUGCUCUUUUUCAGUAAGUGAUUUGAGGAUUGUUCUGCUAGGAAAGAACGAAUCUGAAAACGGUAAAGUGGGAAACAUUAUACUGGGUACAACUGCGUUUCAGAGUAAAGCCCUGUCUUAUUCACAGCAUCUCAAUGAGAAAAUCAGUGGACAGGUUGAGAAGAGACACAUCACAGUCAUCAAAACUAACCUGCUACAGACACAUCUCCCACAGCAUCAGAUAAGAAAUGGAGUGAGAGAUUGUGUGUCUCUGUCUGCUCCUGGACCUCAUUCGAUCGCACUCAUACUGCAGUAUAAGGACUUCACAGAGGAGGACAUGAGAAGUGUGUAUUAUGUGCUGAGUCUCUUCAGUAUGCAGGCCAUUAAACACACAAUAGUGGUGACAACUGAUGAAGACUCUAUUUCAUCCAAAAUCACCUCAAAGCUAUGGAAUAAUGUUAUUCAUAAUUUAAUAAAGGACUGUGGAGGAGGACAUCUUAAGUUUGAUUCAAAAGACUCAGGAUGGCGCUCUGAGAUUUUGAAAAGGACAGAGGAUAUACUCAAGAAAGAAAAUGAAGAAUUUCUCAUCUGUAACAUAUAUGAAGAUGGAGGUGAUGGAUCAUCAGUGGAUGGAGAUCUGAGCAGAUCUGGAAGUUCAGGCAGAGAUGAUGACAAACAUGAAGAGGACCAUGCUGAGAGCAUAAAAACAGGACGUGGUGGAGGAGUGACGACUACUGGAAAAGCGAAGCUGAACUUUGUGAUGUGUGGAAAUAAUGCAACACUCAAGUCUUCAGUGUCUAAAGCCUUUCGAGGGACUAUCAAUAAACAAAAGAAUAAACUUUUACCUCAAAGAGAGAGGAGUAAUGUGUGUGUGAAGAAAGAGGAGAAGGCACAUGGACGGCAGAUCAGUGUAAUAGAGCUUCCAGCUCUCUCUCAGCUCUCAGACGAGGAAGUGAUGUGUCAGACUCGCAACUCUGUGUCUCUCUGUGAUCCUGGAGUUCAUGUUUUCAUCCUCGUUACUCCUGUCAGUCCACUUAAUGAGGAAGACAAAGCAGAAAUGGAGAAGAUUAAAAGAAUAUAUAACUCUAAAGAGCAUUUCAUGGUGCUUUUCACUACUGAACUCAGUAUUGACAAAAAAAUCACAGAUUUUGUAGAAUCUACAGAAUCUCAGAGGAUUGUGAGUCUCUAUGGGAGUUGGCACAGUGUGAUGGGGUUAAAGGACCAGAGAAGCUCAGAACAGAUCUCAGACCUGUUUGAUUGUAUAGAGAGGAUGAAGACUGAGCCCUAUUCCCUUCAGAUGUACUUGAGAGCUCCAGAGAAGAGAGUCAGAGAAGAGCUAGAGGAAAAACUGAGUGUGAGAGACAAAGAAAUCAAAGAGUUACAGCAGAAGAUCAAAACACUGGGUGAGUGGAUUCAUUUUUCUGGAUUAAGAAUCUUUGUGAAAAUUAAGUUUGAACCCCUAUUGUCACAUGGAUUAUUUUAACAAUCCCUUUGCUUUGUUUCUGGAUGUUGACCGUGUUAAUUUACAUUGAUGUCUAUAUGAGGGUUAGAGACGUGUCUGAAUCCAUCAAAAAUAUCUUAUUUUGUUUCCCGAAAACAAACUAAGCUUUUAUGGGUUUGGAACAACAUGGUGGUAAGUGAUUAAUGAGAAAAAUGUAAAUUUUGAGGUGAAGUAACCCUUUAAAAAAUAUGAUUCCCAAAGAAAAGCUUCUUAGGAACCAGAAUCUAAAAUCAUAUAAAUAUAAUUGUAAUGCUUCUUGAGUUACAGGCACACAAACUUUGGAAAAAGAAUAUUUAUGACACUCUGACAGUUAUGUUCAAUGCAGUUGUUUUGACGGAAGGAAAUGAGAUACAACUCUGUUCCCAGCGUUAUGUGUUCUUUAGACAUUUCUCUUUAAAAUAAAGAAGUAUAAUUUUUGCAAAGUGACCCACAUUUGGUUUUUGAUCACAGAAACUGUGCACAUUUGAACAAUUUUCUCCUGUAACCGUACUGAAAUUCCAUUAUCUCUAAACUGAACUAUAUAGAGCCUUAACAAUUUAGAUGCACAAAGGAAAGUUUAAGACCCAAUAUCUAAA